Messenger RNA from Xylona heveae TC161, 802 nucleotides. RefSeq lists its product as hypothetical. The record is from RefSeq and is a predicted model, not a curated record. Gene Ontology annotation, molecular function: RNA binding; metal ion binding. Bases 226 to 714 code for a protein of 162 amino acids. Lineage: Eukaryota; Fungi; Ascomycota; Xylonomycetes; Xylonales; Xylonaceae. The transcript is spliced from 5 exons.
UCAGCCUGCGUCGGUUUUCUCUUGGCCUUUGCGUGCGCAUAAUAUAUCAUCUCUCGCCGCUUGGGCCUUCGUGGUUUGUCCAAACACAAUCAACCGCUUCUCCCGAAAACACCACCUCGGGUCUGAGGAGUUGAUGAUCGACCCUCUGAUCGCCGCUUCACUACCUUGAUUGCUUCCAUAAAACUUCCAUCACACCGCCCCUUAACGCCACCGAUCUUUCAAGCCAUGGUUGCGGAAGUCGAUGCUCAGCCUAAGCUCGUCACGAGCCAAGCGGCCGCGCAGAUACUCGAUCCAUCAGCAGCUCCCGCUUACAAUUUCGGCUUCAGCGACUUUCUGAAACGCGAAUACAGGUUCGGACUCGACCCGAACCGGCCGUUUUGCAAGGCGUUCAUUCAAGGCCACUGCCCCCUGGGCAAGGACUGUCCAGACAAACAUCAUGUCUCAUCGUCGUUCAACAAUCUAGUAUGCAAGCACUGGCUACGCGGGCUAUGCAAAAAAGGAGACGCUUGCGAGUUCUUGCACGAGUACAACCUCCGACGCAUGCCUGAAUGCAACUUCUUCGCGCGAAACCUGUAUUGCAGCAACGGCGACGAAUGCUUGUACCUGCACAUUGACCCAGCCUCACGCCUCCCGCCAUGCCCCCACUACGAUAAGGGAUUCUGCCCGCUCGGUCCCCGUUGCUCCAAGAAACAUACCUGCCUCCGCCAACGGUGAAAAAGGAAAAGGACCCAGAGGAGCUUCGUCGCGAACGCGAGAGAAUCGAGGCUGAGGAGGAGCGAGAAUGGAAUGAGAGAAGCGCGAA